AUGAAUCAAAAUAUUAAACAAAAUAGAAGCAUAACAGAACCUGGGCGGUGCCGUUUCGAGGUGGAUGGUGGCUUGACGGCGAAAUUCCGUGGAUUUGUAUAUCAACGGCAGUUGCGAGGAGCACGCCGACAGAUCUGCGGCGUCGUCUCCGGUGGUGGUGAUCGCGCGUCAGUGGAUUUGCGGGUCUGGAUAAGCGACGGGGGUGUUGACGCGGAUCUGGGUGGUUGGACUGUUAUCGUUUUGGAUUUUGCAUUUGAGUCCUUUCCUGGAUUUUUGAAUGAUAAUAAAAAGCUAUUUGAUGAUGGUGUGGUUUGA
Messenger RNA from Vicia faba (fava bean), 315 nucleotides. Lineage: Eukaryota; Viridiplantae; Streptophyta; Magnoliopsida; Fabales; Fabaceae. The record is from the annotation of a GenBank genome assembly.